Molecule: messenger RNA, 777 nt
Organism: Paramuricea clavata
Lineage: Eukaryota; Metazoa; Cnidaria; Anthozoa; Malacalcyonacea; Plexauridae
Source: the annotation of a GenBank genome assembly
AUGGAAGGCUGCAGGUUCAGGAAUCUGGUCUUUGUCUUGAUGUGCAAAAGUGGAAGCUCAGGUCCACGCUUAGGAGAUAAUGUUCGAAUAUACGAAUGUGAGAACAGUGCAGAUCAGUAUUUUGGCUUCUAUGAAAAUGGGGAAAUAGCAAAUGAAAAGUCUAAAAUGUGCCUAAAUGUCGCAGGUUUCGAUGGAAAAGGCAAUAUUGAUAUGCACGCAUGUGACUAUAUGGAUGAUCAAAAUUGGCUCCGACCUCAUCAGUAUUGCGAUGGAGACUAUUGCUCUUUCGUCAACAAAAAGUCUGGACAUUGCUUAAACGUUCAUGGAACGGCAGCCGGGAGCAACAAAGACGUUUACUCCCACAGCUGUACCGGAGAACGAGAUCAACGAUUUAAAUUUAUUACCGGAACAUGGGUUACUCCAACUACAUCAUGGUCUCUAGUAGGUUGCAAUGAGAAUGGGGAAGUCACCCAAUCAAUAAGCAACACAAUCGGCUAUUCAACCUCGGUCAGUGAAAGUACGGCAAUUGAGAUUGGCGCCGCAAUCGAAGCUGGAUACUCGUUUGGUAAAGUGACCGUCAGUACCACCUUCUCAUAUUCUCUAUCAAUGGAGUGGACGGAGAGCCAAGAAAAGUCGGAAGCUAUAUCUUUUACUUGUCAAUUUUAUGAUAACGGCAAACCGUUCAAGGGAGGUUGUAUGUGGCAGCUAAAACUUAUAACUGAGCAAACGACCAACGCCGACGAUGAAUUUGAGUGGACGCCCCAAAAUGUGAGAUGA